Drosophila miranda is the source of this 2137-nucleotide messenger RNA. RefSeq names its product protein IWS1 homolog. The record is from RefSeq and is a predicted model, not a curated record. NCBI's taxonomy places the organism in Eukaryota, Metazoa, Arthropoda, Insecta, Diptera, Drosophilidae. The coding region runs from base 108 to 1655 and encodes 515 amino acids. The transcript has 5 exons.
UCACAACAAAAGAAUUUUACAACACCAGAACUUUUUCACUGCGAGACUACAUUCCCUAACAAAAAAUAUAGAAAAUUAUAAUUAUUUAACCAACGAAUUGACUCACAAUGAGCUCGACACGUUUUGCGCGCUCUGGGCGCGUUCGCAUCUGUAUUCUGAUGAGCAUGUUCGUGGUGCUCAUCAUGAUGAUUGUCAUUUACCAAAUGUCUCAACAUCAAUUGGACGAGAGCCGAGCCUUUCAGGAGGGCCUGAACGUUCAGAUGCAAUCCUUAACAGCUGAGAAACUGACGGCCGAGAAGAGAAUGAGUGUUCUGCGCACGGAAAAGGAGAUGUACGAGAAUCAACUAGCGGAGUCCAUACAAAAGCAACAGGAGACAGAGCGUGCCCUGCAGGAAAAGUUUGAUGGCGAGCUGGAAAAGUACAAGCUGCUGGAGUUCAAAUAUUCCGAGCUGGAGGGGGAGUGUGUCAAGAGCAAGAAGAAGCACAUCGAAGAUACGAAUUCAUUCGAUCAGAAGCUGCAAAAACUGUUGGCGGAUGUUCAUAAAGAUAAGGCUUCUAAGGAGCACGAAGUUGCCGCAUGGAAGGAGAAGCAUGAUAGGCUGCAACGGGAGUCGGAGCACAAGAUUCAUGCCCUUGAGGCUACUCUGACCGAAUACAAAGGCAACUGCCACUACAUACCAAAAGUACAGCCCGCAGAGACACCGGCACAGAAUGGCAUUCAACAGCAGUUGAACAAGCCCGCGGAAAUUACACCGACCACGCGUCACUCCAGUCCCUCGCAGCAGGCGCACAGCAUUGACAAGCCGCGCAACGAUAAAUCCUUUAACGCGCAAAUGCAAGUGAGUGAAGGCGUCUACAGGAUUGGCGGCGCGAUUGUACCCAAAUCGCUUACUGAAAAGCAGCAGCAAGAAGAGCCCCAGCUAGCCGGAGGACCCGUCUCGCCCCUGAGUGCUCCGCGCAAGAGCAGCAGCACUGCGGGCGCUGUUGUCAAGAGUGCUGGCGAUGCUCCGAAUGCUUCAGUUGCUCCCAGGCUCAGCAGCAGCAGUAGCGGACUUCCCCCGCUGGCUCUGCCACCGGGCAAGCCAGAACGCAAGCUUCCGGAGAAUGUGGCUCCCAUACCCGACAACUUUGAGGACAACAAAGUGGAAGCCAAGGACGAUGCAGUUGACGCAGACACAGCGGCCGAAGAGCUGCCCAAAAAUGAGAACAACAACCGCUAUGCUAAUGUUGUGAAUGAUCUCGAGAACAACAAGAACUUGGGCGUGGCCCCCAAACCCAUUGAGGACUCGGGUGCACACGAAGUCAAAGAUGCCAUGAACGAGCCCAGUUUCAAUUUGCCUGCAGCCGGGCAAAACCUCUUCGACGGGGAGCUGCCAGCGCCAGGGCCUGGACCGGCAGCCGAUGAUGCUGUCAAACAGUUGGCCGAAGCAGCCGGCGGUGGUGAGGGCGACGACGAUGAUGACGUGGGCGAUGUGGCUGUGAAGCAGCCGCAGCAUUUGCUCGAUACGGACAAUUUGAAUAACGAGAUAGCGGCCGACCAAGGGAAAGAGUUUGCCGAGGGCAUACAUCUCGAGGAUGCCAUGGAUGAGGAUCAAGAUGAGGAUGACUACUCUAACGUGGCGCGUAAAAAGGGAGGCGAAGCCAUUAGAAAUUAAGCGUCAAAAUAGGUUCAAAGCGGCAUUUGUGCAAGGGAUUGGCCUCCAUUUUUAUGUUUAAGUCUUGCUCCAACAGAGCAUUGAACAAAUUUCCGGAAGAAAACACGAAGAAUUCCCCUUCAAAUCGGAUCAACGAAUACACGGAUUAUGUAUUAUAAUUGAAGACUAGAAUAAUCGAUUUCUAGUGUCAGCACGCCGCCCUAAGGAAUAGACCUACUUAGUGCAUAAGUAACGUUCAGUCUCAUCAUUAUCAUUAUAUUUUUACAAUACGAAGGAAAAUACCCAUAGACGGAAAACUAAGACUGUGUUCUGUUCAGCUUUAAAACGCAUGUGUCACAAAGAUAUGUAGCUGCAUUCUAUUUCUUAAAUUCUUAAAUGAACCAUUUUCCAUCACAGAUUUAAACACGCUUCGGCUUUGCAUUCAAUCAGAGAUCUUGUACGUUUUAUACUCUUUGUUUUCUGUGAUAAAAUCUUUUGCCACA